This is a messenger RNA of Mesocestoides corti, 405 nucleotides long. NCBI's taxonomy places the organism in Eukaryota, Metazoa, Platyhelminthes, Cestoda, Cyclophyllidea, Mesocestoididae. The record is from the annotation of a GenBank genome assembly.
GUGGUAGUUCCGCUGGAGCGCGAAAUUGGGCAUCAGCUCUGCAGUUGUUGCUACAUUGGCAAUGCACACGGCCACCGUUGUAACCUGCUAUAUAAGUCAGCCCUGUGUUUUCACUUCCUCCGACGGGGCACCUGCCCGAAAGGAGAAGCUUGCAAGUUCGCUCAUGGAAUCUUCGAGUUGAGAUUGCCGCAGAACCAUCCCAAGUACCGCACAAGACUGUGUGUGCAUUACACACUCACUGGAGCCUGUCCAGUUGGAGAAGGAUGCUUUUUCGUUCACCGCCAUAAUCGCCCCUCUACCCCGGAGUCUCCCGACUACACUUCUGUCCUUGCACGUCCAAAUGCAUUUGUUGCCUUUUUUUUUAUUGUAUGUUCAAUCACUAGACUUGGCAAUUGGACAUGUGCA